This is a messenger RNA of Myotis brandtii (Brandt's bat), 1813 nucleotides long. RefSeq names its product mitochondrial ribosomal protein L53 (gene MRPL53). The record is from RefSeq and is a predicted model, not a curated record. Gene Ontology annotation, cellular component: mitochondrial large ribosomal subunit. The transcript has 3 exons. Lineage: Eukaryota; Metazoa; Chordata; Mammalia; Chiroptera; Vespertilionidae. Bases 443 to 784 code for a protein of 113 amino acids.
CCCAUUUAAGCUUUGGUUACUCAGAGUUCAACAGGUUUAAUUUUCAAUGUCCCUGCCGUGGUGACCGUGUCCUCCUCCUAAGGGACAGCACCCAAGAUGGUGUUGACCUAGGUGGGCACAGCAGGGAGCGGAAGGGGAACGCAGGAGACGGGCCUGUUUUCGGAGCCAGGUGCAGGGCUUUACACAGCCUUUGCUGUGGCACAACAGGGCUAUGAGUGGUGGUAGGAUUCGCUGACCGAUUACUUCGGGCCCCUCUGUCACCUGUGCCGAAAGCAUCGCUCCUCGUCUGGGGCUGGGGAGCCCAGGCCUGCCGUCCCACGCGAUCCGGGACGCGGAGCCUGUACUCGGCGGAAGCAGGGGGGCGGGGCCUGCGGCUGCGCGGCCACUCACAAUCUUCCCUGACGGCACCUCUGGGGCGAGUGCUUCCGGGGCGGAGGUUACCAUGGCGGCGGCGGCCUUGGCUCGGCUAGGACUCCGGGCCGUCAAGGAGGUUCGGGUUCAGUUCUGCCCCUUCGAGAACAACGUGGAGUCUACGAGGACCUUCCUCCAGGCGGUGAGCCGCGAGAAGGUCCGCGCCACCAACUUGAAAUGCUCCGUGAUUGUGGAUGUGAGGCACGACGGCUCCGAGCCCUGCGUGGAUGUGCUUUUCGGAGACGGGCACCGCCUGGUGAUGCGCGGCGCCCACCUCACCGCCCAAGAAAUGCUCGCUGCCUUCGCCUCCCACGUCCAGGCCCGGAGCGCGGCGGGGAGCGGGGACCCACCUGGCGCUGAGGCGGGCCGCUGACAGCGCGUAAGAGGCCAACGAGCAGAUCCUAGCCUGGGCCUUAGAGAACAUUAUCCACGAAAAGCUCGACUUAAUCAUCCAGAUCGCUGUCUGGAGGCCGCAGACACCAUCCCCACCCCCCAAAGAGCCCUAUGACUACACAUCUAACCAGUGCUUCUGGGAUGAGACGAUCCGGGAAGGGCCUAGACAAACUUGAAUUUAUUUCAUUUUUUAACCAUCGCUCACGCUUAACCGUUUUGAAUUUGGCUUCCCCCACCACUCACUCAAGUAUGAUACCUCUUACUCUUAUUAGCUAAAUCCAGUGCUGUUUUCUCAGCCCUGAGCUCUCCACCUAAGUAGCAUUUGCCACUUUUAAUUCAUUCCCUAUGGAACUUCUCUUCCUUUUCCUUCUCUUAAACAUAAACUCCCCCCCCCCUUUAUUUUUGGGGUAUCUCAUCUUCUGUUAUAACUUGAACUACCCUUUUGGGUUAAACCAUGCAUUUCUGUUUGGGUCUAAUAUUAAUUUCUGUGCUACAGUCAGGUUACCUACUAUCGAUUUUCUCCGAAUCUUACAAACAUUCUUUGUUCAAAAUACAAUUGAUAAUCUUACAUACACAUAUACUUGCCUCUCCCUGACUUCCCCAUUCCUUUUACAGGCACUUCAUGUGCCCAGCCACCUGGGCUGGAAAUCACAGCAUUGUCUCUGGCUCUGCUGUCUCCUUUUCCUUGCAUACCCAGUCAGUAAGUUCGUAGUAUUCUAUGUUAAACAAAAGCCCCUGAAAUGCUCUCUUCAUUCCCAUUCACUCUCCUGUAUUAUUGUUACAUUCUCCUUUUUUUUUCUCAUCAUUUUUGCUGCUGCUUAAUUUUAUCUUUCCAAAGCACAUCACUGGUUAUGUCUCACUACUACUUGUUUCAGAGAACAGCACCUAAAGUACUUUUCAUACAGUUACCACCCAUUAGUGUGGAUCGUGAAUCAAUUUAGGAGGUUAAAUCAGCCUUUAAUAAAGUAAAAUAGAAUAAAAAGUAUCAGUGCAUGCAUGGCACAUGAAA